This is a messenger RNA of Halteromyces radiatus, 3000 nucleotides long. RefSeq lists its product as uncharacterized. The transcript is spliced from 11 exons. The annotation marks the transcript as partial. Gene Ontology annotation, molecular function: sterol transfer activity; sterol binding. Lineage: Eukaryota; Fungi; Mucoromycota; Mucoromycetes; Mucorales; Cunninghamellaceae. The record is from RefSeq and is a predicted model, not a curated record. Gene Ontology annotation, cellular component: endoplasmic reticulum-plasma membrane contact site; endoplasmic reticulum membrane; plasma membrane. Gene Ontology annotation, biological process: intracellular sterol transport.
CUGUCAAGUGAGCAUGUUAUACGAAUAACUAAACUUCGGUCUGCUUUAGAACAUUGUUUGGUCUCCCAGUUUUCUGCUACAACCAUUUCAAGAAAGGAUUUUUAUAAUGAUGCUCAAGUUUGGAAAGAACUUAAUGCAAUGUUAUACUCAUGGUCUCAAUGGCUUGCUGACGAUGAUCGUACAUGCCAAAUUGAAUUACGAAGUCAACAACUUGCUCAACAAAUUCUAGAAAAAGAAUUUAUGGAAACUUUACAACAUAUUGAUGAUAUACAAGUCAAAUCCAACCUUUCAACAACUAAAUCUGGUUACCUGUUAUUCAAAUCUACAGAAAGUUCAAUAUGGGAACGACAAUGGUUCUUUGCACAUAAUGGGUAUUUUGGAUUCUGCAAAGUAAAUGAAUUUGACACUGGUGCCACUGUUACUCUAGAAUUAUGUAUACCAUUAUCCUUUUGCCAAGUAAAUUCUUUGGAUGAUACUGAUCGACAUUUCCAACUGAUGACUAAACAAACUUCCUCAAAGGUGUACCUUAUAUUACAAGCUGAGACAGAACAAGAAAAACAAGACUGGAUAACAAUUUUGCUACAAAAAGGAACAAUAGCAUCAUCAUCAUCAUCAUCAUCAUCAUCGUCAAACACUACCACCAAAAAUCUUCGAUCAACUCUGUCUGGUUCACAUUCAACAACUACGACAUAUUCUUCUAAUUCUUCAAAACAACGUGGUAUUAUCCCUUCUAUCAAGCUACUCAGUACAUCCAAAAAUGAAUUACAUCUAUCCAAUGCACCAUCAAUGACACCUUUACUAUUAUUUAGCAUCUCGAAUCAAUUACUACAAAACGAUGUAUCAACCACGCAAAGUAAACCUUAUGAUAUAUUAUCUGGUAAUUCCAAAAUGUGGGGAAACCCUCAAUCGAUCAUACCACGAGGUAUUACCUUGGAUUGGACUCAUAAGCAAUUGGAUGUUACCAGGGCAAGCGAUACCUAUCAAUCCAUACAAAGGAAAACCAUUUGGCCACCCUCACCAAUGAUUACUCAGCUAUGUAUUCCUGAUCUUCCUGGUUACACAACUUACUUGAGCAACAAGAACAACGAGCUUCGAAAUUUAUUCUUUGGUGUUUCUUCUGAUGAAGUAGUAUUAGAUGGUAAGGAAUACAAAAAAAAAAAAAAAAAAAAAAAAGAAUCAAUAAUGUCACAAGAUGAUCUAAUCUUCUCCGGAUCCCUUCACAAAAAGCAUCAUUCUUCAUCAGCAACGAACUUGAAUGACCAUCAAAAAUUAUCAGACUUUGGAUAUUGUUAUAACGGCUCUGGAUAUAUGACGCAACAUACUUUCUGGUUUUACAGUAAUAUUUCUGCUAACUGCAUCAAUACGGUUGCUUUGAAAUGGAAGGACGUUGAAGAUAUUCAAGUGAUAGAAAACUCUAGGCUAAUGAUACAUGUUACUGGAAGUACAGAUGCAACGAAUCAAGAUUUUACUACACCUCUUGUAUUUUCUACUCGACUGGAUGACAUUGAUACCUUAGUGGAGAAAUUACGAUUCUUUGUUUACAGUGCCAAGCUUGCCAAUCCCAUGCAACUUCGCAACAUGUAUAGGAAAAUCUUGAAUAUAUCAUCAACAUCUUCCAGUUUAUCCUACUCUCCCACGCAACAAAGUAUGACGGAAAUGUCAGCUAGUGAAUCGUCGUCUGCAUGUAUCAGCCCUACACCACCUGUAUUAUCUGAUAGGAUGGCAUCCUCAGAGACAACUGCUACACUGGAUACAACUACAACUCUUGUCUCUUCGGAUGAAAACGGAUCACGUACAGCAACACCUAUUAUCCACAAGAAACCUGCCAAAAAGACGAAAAAAAAGAAUAUCACUCAAUCUUUUGAAAUCCAACAGCCUUCUGGUCCCGUUUCAUGCGAUUGUGAUGAUCAUCUUGAUCGACGUGAUGCCGAGUUGGUUCUACCUAUUUCUGCCAAGCGAUUAUUUGAACUGAUGUUCUCAGAUGAAUCAACUGCUCCUCCAUCGAAUGGUGGUGUCUGGAAUGCUAAGACAGAAGGCAUUGAAGGUCAUGAUCUACGUGUGUCCCACUGGGAAUCCCUUUCAACUGAUGAACCUCAACAAGGCCUGAUGAAGCGAACUUUGAAGUACUGGAUGCCUGUUGCCAAUCCCGUGGUGCGAAUGAAAGAAGCUGAAGUAGUGGAAACGCAAAUUCUAUUGAAAAAGCAAGACUAUAUAUGCUAUGUAGUACAAAUCUCUACGAAAACGGAAGCCUUACCUUUUGCUGAUGCUUUUGUGCCCUCUGUACGAUAUUGUAUCACCUAUGUGGAUGAUUCCCAAUGCAAGCUUUCCUGUCAUUUGGGUGUCAAAUGGUUAAAGUGGGUCAUGGCAAAAUUGAUUGUGACCAAAGCUGCCCUUGCUGGAAUGUCGGACAGUGUAGGGGUCUUUGUGCCUAUUUUGAAAGAAGCAGCUGCCACUAUUCAAUCUACUGUAGAAGAAACCCGACAAUUACGACAAGCUUCAAGCAAUGAUGUGGAAGUCAGUGAAUAUGAAGAUGAAGAAGAAGAUAAUGAUGAUGGUGGUAGGUGGGAUACAAAACAAAUGUGUGGUGCAAAAAAUGGUCAGUUGGUGUCACAUGCCAUUUAUCUUCGUGAUCUGGAUGAAGGCUUUUUACAAAAAUCAUUACAACCUCCGUAUGCUGGUUCCCAAAGCUACGAGUUAUUUAUACAAACAAAACGGGAUGAACGACAACAUGUAUGGUACGAUGGACAACACUAUCGAUUGGCAAUGGAAUAUGGAAAUAGUCGAGCGCAACUUGGUGUAUUACGGCAUGAUGUGAUCAGUAUGUUCCAGGCUUUGAACAUGGCAGAUUCAUAUUUAUUGGAGAAUGAAUAUUUGAACUGGCUUUUGGAUUAUCGACAACGAUGUCGUGGAGAAAAAGAUUUGAUGAAUGAUCAAGCAUUAGAAUUCAAUGAUACCAUGAUAUGUGAUCAAGUCAAAAUACAUAUUGGAACUUACUUUUAG